AUACACAUUCCCUUACUUUCUAAAGCACAAAAAAAAGAAAAGCUAAAACAAAGAAAAAAGGAAAAACAAGAACAGCCCUGAAAUACGCGUUUCCCUUUUUUACUCAUGUCUCACUAUCUCUACACAAACCCGUACACCACAAAAGAUUACAUAUGAUGCUGUGUAUCUGUUGACGAAAUUGGUACGGAGUUAGAGAGAGUGGAAGGAAUUGGGAGUUGUACAAGUUGGAAAAUAAGGAUUUGAGUGUUUUGCAGUGGUUGAGAGUGUGAUUGAUAGAUCUAAGCUUAUAGGAAGGAGAAGAAGAAGAUGAGGAUUGUGAAGUCUGUUAAUUCUUCAGAGUGCCCAAGUUUGUGUGGAUUCUUGGUUGUGGAAGCUUAUCCCAAAAGGUAUUCUUCCAAGAUCCCCUCUGAUUUGGUGCUUUUCUUGGGCCUUGGCUUCAUAGAUUGGUAAUAUUUAUGUUGCAAGGAUAUCUGUGUAUCACAUAUAUCUAGAUAAAAAGAAGGGUGAAUUUUUAGCUGGAGAUAUUGGGAUUUUCUUUUUAAUAUUUUCAUAUUUAAUAUAGGAAAGAAGAAGAAGAAGAAGAUACAGAUUUUGUGUAUCGUCUCCAUAGGAAUUUUUCAUUAGUAAACUUAUGAAUUUGAUGGUUCUGAUUCAAUAUCUCCCACCUGUCUUUCGAGGGUUCAAGGAGAUUCAUGGGUUACGAUUAGAUAUGGUCUUCAUCUAGCUUUGGUCAUUUAGUUUAGGAUUAAGAUCUGUUUGGUUUUUCCUGUUUCUCUUAUAUGCCUCCUUUUCUGCUUUAAUCUUUUGGGGGAAAAUUGGGUAUUUGAAUUUGGUUUCGUUUGUGGAUUUGGGAUUUAGUUUUACGUCGUGGGCAUAGGGGAAAAGUAGUCAGAAUGAAUAAAUUUAGGGUCUUGAUGGAGGUGGGAGUUUGUUGCUGGGAUUGACAUGAUGGAGGUGUUUACAAAGAUUGGUUUUUUGUCAAAAUGGUUAUUGGGAUGAAAUUAGUUGGUCCUACAUCAGAAAUUGCCCUCAGAGAGAGAGAGAGUGUUUGAGAUGGGGGAUGCUCUUCUGACGGUAUUGUCAAUGGAGAAUCAUCACCCUUCAACCGUCUUGUCCAUGGAUUCAAGUGCUUCAUCCUCGCACGAUGAAUUAGAUCUCGAGAUGAAUCGCCAGGUUGUUUUAACCCGUCCACCUGACAUCAAUUUACCCCUUUCAGCCGAGCGAAGCCCCCCACCACAGCAUUGGAAUCCUGAACACUGUGAUAUUCUUGAUGUUGGACUAGGCACUCAGACAUAUGAGACUGAGACUUUUCUUACUGUCCCCAAGGUUGGGAGGAAAUGCACUAAACGGGUUGAUAGCAUCUGGGGUGCUUGGUUCUUCUUCAGCUUUUACUUUAAGCCUGUUCUCAACGAGAAAUCAAAGGCAAAAAUAAUACGUGAUAGUAAUGGAGUUUCUGGUUUUGAUAAAUCUGACCUCCAACUUGAUAUUUUCAUGGUUCAACAUGACAUGGAGAAUAUGUACAUGUGGGUAUUCAAGGAACGGCCUGAGAAUGCUCUGGGUAAAAUGCAGCUCAGGAGUUAUAUGAAUGGGCAUUCUCGUCAAGGAGAGCGCCCCUUUCCGUUUAGCGCUGAUAAAGGUUUUGUUCGGUCUCACAGAAUGCAGCGUAAACAUUACAGGGGUCUCUCAAAUCCUCAGUGCGUUCAUGGUGUUGAGGUGGUCCCAUCCCCAAGUCUCAUGGGUCUUGAUGAAGAUGAUCGAAAGAGAUGGAUGGAACUGACCGGGAGGGAACUGAACUUCAUUAUUCCUCCUGAAGCCAGUGAUUAUGGUUCGUGGAGAAAUCUUCCAAACACUGAGUUUGAACUUGAAAGGCCGCCUGCUGCUAUUAAAGCUAAUAAUCCACAUUCUCACUCAAAGAAGUUGCUUAACGGAUCUGUUCUAAACCUGUCCACUCAGCUUUCCAACCACAGCAAUGGGGACGUGAAAGAUCUUUCACCUGUCAGCAACAAAAGAAAGAAAGAUUUCUUCACACAGGGAAACCACGACGAUUGUUAUUUGGCAGUAAAUGCUCCUGACCGGGUCCCUGAUUUGGAAGUCCACCCAAAUGAGCCAAAUUGGUUAAAUGGAUUUAGUGGGGUGCUGAGGAAUGUUUACGGCCCUGUCACGGCUGCUAAAACAACCUACGAGGAUGAAGCAGGUUAUUUGAUUCUAAUAAGCUUGCCAUUUGUAGAUCUCCAGAGGGUAAAAGUUUCCUGGAGGAACACACUCACGCAUGGGAUCAUCAAGGUUUCGUGUACAAGUACAUCUCGUACACCAUUUAUCAAGAGACACAACAGGACUUUCAAGCUUACAGAUGCAUCAUCUGAGCACUGCCCCCCAGGAGAGUUUGUUAGAGAAAUUCCACUUUCAACCCGGAUCCCAGAAGAUGCUAAUAUCGAAGCCUAUUAUGAUGGACCAGGAACAGUGCUUGAGAUACUGGUGCCAAAACUCCGUGUGGGACCCGAAGAACAUGAGGUCCGGGUAUGUCUCCGUCCUCACCACGGGGGUAACGAUCUUAUGUUUUCCUAAAAGCCUACUAGGUCAGACAAUGCAGGGUGGUUUCUACGUAUGGUGUUUCAUUUGUUCGCUGACUUUUGUGCCUUAAUGGUGGUGUAAUCUAUGAAACAGAAUUAGCAUCUGAAAUUUGUGAUGCUCUCUCGGUUUUCAUGGACUAACUCCUCUGGUUACUUGCUUCUGCAUCUGAUUUAGCUACCACUCCGAUUGGCAUUCAACUUAUACACGAGUUAUCAGAAUAUCAGCCUGCAUCUCUGUCAAUCAGUCCAAACGUGUUCUCUUAUAUAAAAUUUGUUACAUUUGCAAGUCCUUUUUUUUUUUUAAAAAAACCUUUUUCCGAUUUGGGUUUGGAUGUACCACUCAUAUAACAAGCUUCUAUGUAGCAGUUAUCCUACCUUUGAUCAUUAAUAUUGAACAAGUCUGUGAUAUUCGGAAAA
Messenger RNA from Sesamum indicum (sesame), 2987 nucleotides. RefSeq lists its product as uncharacterized. The record is from RefSeq and is a predicted model, not a curated record. Lineage: Eukaryota; Viridiplantae; Streptophyta; Magnoliopsida; Lamiales; Pedaliaceae.